AACUCUAGCUCCUGCUCUAGCUUCCAGGACCAGAAAAUUGCUAGUAUGUUUGACCUCUCAGCCGAAUACCGUCAACAGCACUUUCUGACCGGAUUACUUUUCACUGAAUUGGCAGCAGCGCUGGACGCAGACAGUGAGGGGAUUAGCAAGGUGCAAAGAAAAGCUGUCAGUGCUAUCCUUAGCCUGCUGAGUUCCCAUGACCUAGACCCACGCUGCUCCAAAAAAGAAGUGAAGAUUAAAAUUGCAGCUCUUUACCUCCCUUUGGUUGGUAUAAUUUUGGAUUCAUUGCCUCAACUCCAUGAUUUUACAAUUUCAGAUGCCCGCACCGGAAAGGGACGCACAGGAAACCCAGAAGAAGAACAAGACUCUGCAGGUGCAAUCAAUCAAAACGUGGCCCUUGCCAUUGCAGGGAAUCAAUUCAACCUUAGGAGCUCUGGAAUAUCUCUGGUGUCCCUGCCCUACAGACAGAGUGCCACAUUGGGUCCUGAUACUACUCGCAACCUUUUGAUCUGUUUCCUCUGGAUCAUGAAAAAUGCUGAUCAGAAUCUAAUACAGAAAUGGAUUGCAGACCUUCCAUCCAUGCAGUUGAACAGGAUUUUAGAUCUUCUCUUCAUUUGUGUCUCAUGCUUUGAGUACAAGGGCAAGCAAAGCUCAGAUAAAGUUAGCACCCAAGCGCUCCAGAAGUCACGAGAUGUUAAGGCCCGAUUAGAAGAGGCUUUGCUGAGAGGUGAAGGAGCCAGAGGAGAAAUGAUGAAGCGCUGCAGAAUACCAGCUGGGAAUGACAGAUCAGCGGGGCUAAAUGAAAACCUGCGCUGGAGAAAGGAGCAGACUCACUGGCGACAGGCAAAUGAGAGGCAAGAUAAGACAAAAGCUGAGCUAGAUCAAGAAGCUCUGAUCAGUGGAAACCUGGCAACUGAAGCUAACCUGAUCAUUCUCGAUAUGCAAGAGAACAUCAUCCAGGCAAGCUUUGCAGCAGAAUGCAGAGACAACCUUCUGGGAGGAGUUUUGAAAGUCCUGGUAAACUCUCUUGGCUGUGAUCAGAGUACCACUUACCUGACUCAUUGCUUUGCUACACUCAGAGCGCUCAUUGCUAAGUUUGGCGAUAUCCUGUUUGAAGAGGAAGUCGAACAGUGUGCUGACUUGUGUCAAAGAGUCCUCCAUCACUGUAGCAGCAGCAUAGAUGUUACACGGACACAAGCGUGUGCCACUCUCUACCUUCUCAUGAGAUACAGCUUCAGCUCUACCAGCAAUUUUGCAAGAGUGAAGAUGCAGGUGACCAUGUCUCUAGCCUCUCUGGUUGGCAAAUCACCUGAGUUUAAUGAGGAAUUCCUUCGACGAUCCUUACGAACCAUCCUAGCUUAUGCAGAGGAAGAUGCAGAUAUGCAGGCAACUCCAUUUCCCAUUCAGGUAGAGGAGCUGCUGUGUAAUCUGAACAGCAUUCUGUCAGAUACAGUGAAAAUGAGGGAAUUUCAGGAAGACCCGGAGAUGCUCAUGGAUCUCAUGUACAGAAUUGCCAAAGGAUACCAGACAUCGCCCGACUUGAGGCUGACUUGGCUGCAGAACAUGGCAGAGAAGCACACCAAGAGGAAGUGCUACACAGAAGCAGCUAUGUGUCUGGUCCAUGCUGCAGCACUGGUGGCAGAGUACCUCAGCAUGCUUGAAGAUCGAAACUAUCUCCCAGUGGGCAGCGUCAGUUUUCAGAACAUUUCAUUCAAUGUGCUGGAGGAAUCUGCUGUUUCAGAUGAUGUUUUGUCUCCAGAUGAAGAUGGUAUAUGUUCUGGGAGGUAUUUCUCAGAAAGUGGCCUGGUAGGGCUGCUUGAACAAGCAGCAGAGCUCUUCAGCACGGGAGGAUUGUAUGAAACUGUGAACGAGGUGUACAAAAUUGUCAUCCCCAUACUGGAAGCCCAUCGAGACUUCAGGAAGCUUACCCUGACACACAGCAAGCUACAGAAGGCCUUUGACAGUAUUAUUAAUAAGGGUCAAAAGCGAAUGUUUGGAACUUACUUCCGAGUUGGUUUCUAUGGAUCCAAAUUUGGGGACUUGGAUGAACAGGAAUUUAUUUAUAAGGAGCCUACAAUUACCAAACUUCCCGAGAUUUCUCACAGAUUAGAGGGAUUUUAUGGCCAGUGUUUUGGUGAGGAUGCUGUGGAAGUGAUUAAGGACUCUGCUCCUGUAGAUAAAAGAAAGCUGGAUCCCCAUCAGGCAUACAUACAGAUCACUUUUGUGGAGCCAUAUUUUGAUGAGUAUGAGAAGAAAGACAGGGUAACCUAUUUUGAGAAAAACUUCAACCUCUCUCGGUUCAUGUACACUACACCUUUCACCAUGGAUGGGCGCCCCAGAGGAGAGCUUAGCGAGCAAUACAAGAGGAACACCAUCCUAACCACAAUGCAUGCUUUCCCCUACAUCAAAACUAGAAUCAACGUCAUCCAAAAAGAAGAGUUUAUUUUAACCCCAAUUGAAGUUGCUAUUGAAGAUAUGCAGAAAAAAACACAGGAGCUAACUGCAGCCACUAACCAAGAACCACCAGAUGCCAAAAUGCUUCAGAUGGUUUUGCAGGGCUCAGUUGGAGCCACUGUAAAUCAGGGGCCGCUAGAGGUAGCGCAAGUGUUCCUGGCUGAUAUUCCAGCAGACCCCAAACUUUAUCGACGUCACAACAAGCUGAGGUUGUGCUUCAAAGAGUUUAUAAUGAGGUGUGGUGAAGCAGUGGAGAAAAACAAGCGCCUUAUUACUGCUGACCAGCGGGAAUAUCAGCUAGAGCUCAGAAAGAACUACGGGAAGCUGAAGGAGAACCUCAGGCCCAUGAUUGAGAGGAAGAUUCCAGAGCUGUACAAACCUGUAGUGAAAGUCCAUAGCACAAGGGAAUCUUUUCGUAACCACAGUUUUAGGAAAUAUGAUGCCCAGACUUCUUCACAAAGCACCUAA
Eurypyga helias (sunbittern) is the source of this 2922-nucleotide messenger RNA. Its product is annotated as dedicator of cytokinesis protein 8-like. The transcript is spliced from 21 exons. Gene Ontology annotation, molecular function: guanyl-nucleotide exchange factor activity. Gene Ontology annotation, cellular component: cell leading edge. The record is from RefSeq and is a predicted model, not a curated record. NCBI's taxonomy places the organism in Eukaryota, Metazoa, Chordata, Aves, Eurypygiformes, Eurypygidae. Gene Ontology annotation, biological process: positive regulation of GTPase activity; positive regulation of establishment of T cell polarity; positive regulation of T cell migration. The annotation marks the transcript as partial.